AUGGCGGACCAGGAAUCGUGUCCUACUGAGUGGGGUCCGGGCAAAACACCCCAGGGCAGAGCUCGUCUACCCUCGAGCAGACCACGCGAAAAGCCGCAGCUGUCAUGUAACCUGUGUAGAAGGAGAAAACUACGAUGUGACCGUCAAAGACCCUGCAGCAGCUGUGUACAACGAGAGCUCGGCCUGUCGUGCACGUACGCUUCCGACAGAGUCGCAGGCGGCGAUGCAGCACACCAGCCUCGUGUAACCACACAGGAUCGCAUCCGCCACCUCGAGAGUCUUGUGUUCGAUCUGAUGCAGCAAUCUUCCGUCAACCAGGGCCAGCACGGAGGAGGAACGCCUUGUUCCCCCGUCGGCAGCACCCGUUCCCCCGUGGACACUGCUGUCACUACACCCGCCGAUUACGGUAGCAUGCAGUCCACGGGCGGAGGAGCGAAUUACGUGGGGAGUUCGCACUGGGCUGCUGUUCUCGACGGGAUUGCCGAGCUCAAAGAUCAUUUCGAUAACGAGGAGGAGGCGUCGCAUCCUGAUGUACAGGGUGUUGAGUCGCCUGCCGCGGAGAUGACUGGCCCCCAGUUGCUCUACGGCUGCCCCAAGCCCGCUAGCAAGGACGAGAUACUGGCGUCGAUCUUAACCCUAAGCCGCCCGGUAGUAGACCGAUUGGUCUCACGCUAUUUUAACUCCUUCGAGAUGUCGCCCGCCGUGCUGCACAGCGUGCAAUUCCUCAAGGAGUAUGAAGAGUUCUGGGAUGACCCAUCUGCAGUGUCGCCCCUCUGGUUGGGCCUUUUGUUCACCAUUAUGUGCUUGGCAACCCAGUUCGAGAAGUUCCGCCUCGACCCUGGCGUGCAGUCCCCCGCGGCUCUGUCCAUGGAGAGAGAUCUCCAGAAGAUGGCGGAUACGUACAGGCUAAGGAUUGGCCAAUGCCUUGUUCUUGGCAACUACACCAAAGGUGGCCCUUACGUGCUGGAGACGCUUAUGCUGUACAUUGCCGCUGAGGUGUUUUCGAGCACGGAUGCGGAGAUCGACAUUUGGAUCCUGACGGGGAACACGGUUCAGAUUGCCUUGCAUAUGGGCUAUCACCGAGAUCCGAAGCAUUUCAAGGGCAUGUCGUCUUUUGCUGCGGAGAUGCGGAGAAGGGUCUGGGCGACUCUUGUUGAGAUGGAUCUUGUCCUUUCUGCUCAAAUGGGGCUACCAAGGAUGAUCAAACAGUGGCAGACUGAUACGCAAGAGCCGUCGAAUCUUCAAGACAGUGACUUUGACAAGACCACGGUUGAGAUGCCCCCGUCGAGGCCAGACACAGACUUGACGCCAAUUCUCUACCGUCUUGUCAAAGCAAGAUUGAUGACAACGGUCGGAUAUAUCUGGGACUUUGCCGCAGAUGUCCGACCGUACACAUAUACUGAAGUUGAGAGAAUGGACAACAAACUGGAUGAAGCACGCAAGUCGAUCCCAGACUGUCUCCGAUGGCACUCCUUCGCCCGCUGCAUCACAGACUCACCCCAGAACAUUAUGCAGAAAGUCGUUCUAGAAACCCUGUUCUACCGCGCGAAGAUCGUUCUCCACCGAAAGUUCAUGUUCGGUCCCCCAGCAAACUCCGCUGAUUCCAAGCGCAUCGUCUUGGAAUCAGCACUCAAGCUUCUAGACUACCAACAUAUGCUGCAGGAAGAAACGCAGCCCUUCUGUCAGCUUUACCAAGAAAGGUGGAGAGUUUCUUCAUUGGUCAACCAUGACUUUUUGCUCGCGACAAGCAUUUUGUGCUACUAUCUGCAGAACACGAAACGCGGGGGCAUGCAGGUUUCUGAGUCAGCGCCGAUGGAUGAAACCAUUCUGGUGUCCCUCAGAAGAUCUUACGAUAUCUGGUUGCAGUCGAGUAAUUCGUCCAAAGAGGCGAGAAAGGUUGUGAAAGCAUUGGCGGUAGUUCUCGGAGUCAGUAAUACUUCAGAUACAGAUCCAGGGUUCGACUCGAGCAUGUCGUUCGGCGUUCCUUCGGGGUAUGCAUCUUCCAGCAUCAACGAUUAUCACCCAGGACGAAAACCAUCGUAG
Molecule: messenger RNA, 2043 nt
Organism: Fusarium odoratissimum NRRL 54006
Lineage: Eukaryota; Fungi; Ascomycota; Sordariomycetes; Hypocreales; Nectriaceae
Exons: 6
Coding region: 1-2043 (680 amino acids)
Biological process (GO): DNA-templated transcription; regulation of DNA-templated transcription
Cellular component (GO): nucleus
Molecular function (GO): DNA-binding transcription factor activity, RNA polymerase II-specific; DNA binding; zinc ion binding
Source: RefSeq, a predicted model, not a curated record